Molecule: messenger RNA, 705 nt
Organism: Gadus chalcogrammus (walleye pollock)
Lineage: Eukaryota; Metazoa; Chordata; Actinopteri; Gadiformes; Gadidae
Gene: prop1
Product: PROP paired-like homeobox 1
Exons: 3
Coding region: 1-705 (234 amino acids)
Biological process (GO): regulation of transcription by RNA polymerase II
Molecular function (GO): DNA-binding transcription factor activity, RNA polymerase II-specific; RNA polymerase II transcription regulatory region sequence-specific DNA binding
Source: RefSeq, a predicted model, not a curated record
AUGGCCCAGGUGCUGAAGCCAACCGGAGGCAGCAUGGUCUCAAGAAGCCAUCCAGAGUGUGGAGACGUGUACUCGGACCUGGCCACGGUGAGCUCCACUGCGGAUAUCGGAGAGGUCCGCGGCGGCAUGGGAUUUGGGCGCCGGGGGCGCGACUUCCUGUCCCCGGCACGGCGCCGCCACCGCACCAGCUUCAGCCACAAGCAGCUGGAGCAGCUGGAGGUGGCGUUCGCUCAGAACCACUACCCCGACAUCUACUGCCGGGAGGAGCUUGCCCGCCUCACCAAGCUCAACGAGGCCCGCAUUCAGGUUUGGUUUCAGAACAGACGAGCCAAACAACGGAAGCAGGAGCGAGCGUCCAAGAAGGCGAUGCCGGUGGGUGUCCUGCCGGGACCCGGGGCCCUGAUCAGCAGCAUGUGCAUGCCUGCUUCAGGUAUCAGCCGGCAGUUCUACCCCCAGUCCCUGCCGCACAUCCACCGGUUCAGCUCUAUGCUGCCCUCUGGUGGUUAUGCGCACCACCCAGGCGCCGUCCCUGGCCAGUGUCCCUGCCCUGCUGUGGUGCAGCCCCAGCCCCCGGGACCCCCUCGCCAGCACGAGGAAUGGUACGGGCCCCUCAGGACCAUAGGGGGCCCGCCCGCUAACCUGGGUACACCUGUGUUCUCCCUGGCCUCCAUGUCAUGUCUUGACUCUGCCUCUCACUGGAACUAA